AUGGAUGUAGUGUCGCGUCACAUCCAAGGGGAGGUGCCUUGGUUCAUGCUAUUUGCCGAUGAUAUAGUGCUGAUUGACGAGUCGCAUAGCGGAGUUAACACGAGGUUGGAGAUUUUGAGAUACACCUUGGAGUCUAAAGGUUUCAAACUGAGCAGAACCAAGACAACAUACUUAGAGUGCAAGUUCAGUGACGGGACCCAUGAUGCAGACGUAGAGGUUACGCUUGAUGCUCAAGUUAUCCCCGAGAGAGCGAGUUUUAAGUAUCUUGGGUCGAUUAUCCAGGGUAACAAAUAUAUUGACGAAGAUGUCGCGCAUCGCAUUGGAGCGGGAUGGAUGAAGUGGAGGCUCACUUCCGGUGUUUUGUGUGAUAGGAAUGUGCCGUUAAGAUUUAAGGGUAAGUUAUAUCGAGUGGUGGUUCGACCGGCUAUGCUGUAUGGGGUUGAGUGUUGGCCAAUCAAGAACUCCCACGUGUAUAAGAUGAGAGUAGCAAAGAUGGGAAUGUUGGGAUGGAUGUGUGGGUGUACCAGGAGAGACAGGAUUAAGAAUGAAGCUAUCUGGGACAGA
Nicotiana tabacum (common tobacco) is the source of this 564-nucleotide messenger RNA. The record is from RefSeq and is a predicted model, not a curated record. NCBI's taxonomy places the organism in Eukaryota, Viridiplantae, Streptophyta, Magnoliopsida, Solanales, Solanaceae.